AUGUAUAACGAGGUUAGAAAGCAAAGAAGCUUGCAGAAUGGGGAUGUUAAUGCAGCAGUUCGUUAUUUGGAAGGUGUAGCUCGUGUGGAUAACAGGAUGUACUGGAGGUAUAGGCUAGGGAAGGACAACAAUAUGUGUGACCUGUUCUGGAGUGAUGGCCGUAGUCAGCUGGAUUAUGGAAUUUUUGGCGAUGUCCUCGCAUUUGAUGCCACAUAUGGUCGAAACAAGUACAAUCUCCCUGUGGUUGUGUUUUCAGGAGUGAACCACCACAAUCAAACCUGUGUUUUUGGGGCAGCAAUGGUAUCGUGCGAAACACAAGAGUCCUACAUUUGGGUAUUAGAAAAGUUUCUGGAAUGCAUGGAAGGAAAACCCCCAAAUGCGGUCAUCACAGAUGGAGAUCCAGCGAUGCGCAUAGCUAUUCACGAGGUCUUUCCCAAUGCCCACCACAGGUUAUGUGCAUGGCAUCUUCUGCGGAACGCCACGUCAAACAUAUACGACCCACGCUUCACCCAUCUUUUUAGGCAAUGCAUGCUUGCUGACUUGGAGGUUGAUGAGUUUGAGGCACAUUGGGAUGCUAUGUUGAACGAAUGUGGGGUAAGGGAAGUCGAAUGGGUUCAGGACCUGUACCGGCGAAAGCAUGCUUGGGCGACUGCGUACAUCAGAGGCCGCUUUUUUGCUGGUAUACGCACAACGUCUCGCUGCGAGUCACUUCAUGCGAAGCUUGGUAGGUUUGUAGAGAGUAGGUAUGGCAUACUUGAAUUUGUGACAAACUUCCAACGGUGCGUCGAUUUUUUGCGUGAUAAUGAGGAUGAGCUUGAUUUUCGUUCCUCGUAUGGGACUCCAGUGUUACAAACUGAAUUUGUCGAGCUUGAGAAGUCGGGUUGGACAAAGUACACUCGUGAAAUGUUCUUCAGAUAUCGGGAAACUCUUAGGAGAUGUGUUCGAGUUAAGAUUUGCCACUGCGAUGUUAGUGACAGCGGGGAAGUAUACAUCCUUCAAAAAUAUAGAAGGCCCGAGCGAACAUGGGAGGUUAGGUGGGAGAGGGCGAGUAAUAAAUUCAGUUGCGAUUGCAUGCGAAUGGAAUCAUUUGGUCUACCAUGUGUGCACAUUGUAGCUGUUUUGGUUCGGAUGGACAUCACAUCCCUUCCCGACACGCUGGUUCUCCGUAAAUGGUCGAAGACGGCAAAGUUGCAUUAUGGAAUUGUGGGAACUUGA
Arachis stenosperma is the source of this 1215-nucleotide messenger RNA. RefSeq names its product protein FAR1-RELATED SEQUENCE 5-like. Gene Ontology annotation, biological process: regulation of DNA-templated transcription. Bases 1 to 1215 code for a protein of 404 amino acids. Gene Ontology annotation, molecular function: zinc ion binding. The record is from RefSeq and is a predicted model, not a curated record. The transcript has a single exon. Lineage: Eukaryota; Viridiplantae; Streptophyta; Magnoliopsida; Fabales; Fabaceae.